Molecule: messenger RNA, 5770 nt
Organism: Merops nubicus (carmine bee-eater)
Lineage: Eukaryota; Metazoa; Chordata; Aves; Coraciiformes; Meropidae
Gene: THOC2
Product: THO complex 2
Exons: 38
Coding region: 1-4884 (1627 amino acids)
Biological process (GO): mRNA processing; mRNA export from nucleus
Cellular component (GO): THO complex part of transcription export complex
Molecular function (GO): mRNA binding
Source: RefSeq, a predicted model, not a curated record
AUGCCCGCGGCCCGAGCGCCCCCUUCCUUCCUCCGGCUCAGGCUUACCGGGUGUCGGGCAGCUCUAGCCGGCCCCCGGGGUAACGCGGAGCCUGAAGCGUUCUCGUUCCGCUGGCUCCGCGGUGUUGACCUUUACGGCAGAGGUGUCGGUCCCCGUUCCCACUUUUCUGUCUCUUCCAAGGGGACUGGUGCUGUAUUAUUUGAUUCGGGCAAUGUGCAGCUGUGCCGCACUCUCAGUGAGAACAAAAGCCAUGAUCAUGUGGGUUUCCGAGAUAUCCAGCAGGCUUUGUAUGAGCUUGCAUACCACGUUGUCAGAGGGAACUUAAAGCAUGACCAAGCUUCUAAUGUUCUUGGUGAUGUCAUAGAGUUCCGGGAAGAAAUGCCUUCCAUCCUAGCUGAUGUGUUCUGCAUAUUAGACAUUGAAACAAGUUGCUUAGAAGAAAAAAAUAAGAGGGAUCACUUUACCCAACUGGUGUUAGCCUGUUUGUACCUUGUAUCGGACACUGUCCUAAAGGAGCGCUUAGAUCCAGAGACGUUGGAGUCCUUGGGGCUUAUCAAACAGUCUCAACAGUUCAAUCAGAAAUCCGUUAAAAUAAAGACAAAACUAUUUUAUAAGCAGCAGAAGUUUAAUUUGUUAAGAGAGGAGAAUGAAGGCUAUGCAAAGCUCAUUGCAGAACUGGGGCAAGACUUAUCUGGAAAUAUCACUAGUGAUUUAAUCCUUGAAAAUAUCAAGUCUUUAAUAGGAUGCUUUAACCUUGAUCCUAACAGAGUUUUGGAUGUUAUCCUAGAAGUCUAUGAGUGCAGGCCUGAGUAUGAUGACUUCUUUGUACCACUGAUAGAGUCUUAUAUGUACAUGUGUGAGCCUCAAACUCUAUGCCAUAUCCUUGGGUUCAAAUUCAAAUUUUAUCAGGAUCCAAGUGGGGAGACACCUUCCUCCUUAUACAGAGUUGCUGCUGUUCUCCUGCAACAUAAUCUCAUUGAUCUGGAAGAUCUUUAUGUUCAUCUUCUUCCAGGGGAUAACACCAUUAUUGAGGAGCACAAGCGGGAGAUAGUGGAAGCCAAGCAAAUAGUCAGAAAGCUUACAAUGGUUGUCUUAUCCUCUGAGAAGGCUGAGGAAAAGGAGAAGGAAAAAGAAAAAGAGGAGGAGAAAACUGAAAAGCCUCCUGAUAACCAAAAGCUUGGUUUAUUGGAAGCUUUAUUAAAAAUUGGUGAUUGGCAGCAUGCACAAAGUAUUAUGGACCAGAUGCCUCCCUUUUAUGCCACUUCACACAAGUCUAUUGCAGUUGCCCUUUGCCAACUUGUACAUGUGACAAUUGAACCUCUGUACCGCAGAGUUGGUGUACCUAAAGGAGCUAAGGGGUCACCAAUUUCUUCUUUGCCAAACAAGAGAGCACCAAAACAAGCAGACAGCUUCGAGGAGCUGAGAAAGGAUGUGUUCAACAUGCUGUGUUACCUCGGGCCUCAUCUCUCCCAUGACCCCAUUUUAUUUGCAAAAGUGGUGCGCCUUGGAAAGGCUUUUAUGAAAGAGUUUCAGUCUGAUGGAAGCAAACAGGAAGAUAAAGAGAAAAUGGAGAUCCUGUUUAGCUGCCUGCUGAGCAUUACGGAUCAAGUCUUGCUUCCAUCUCUUUCUCUGAUGGACUGCAAUGCAUGCAUGUCUGAGGAGUUAUGGGGAAUGUUCAAAACUUUCCCAUACCAGUACCGGUACCGCCUUUAUGGACAAUGGAAGAACGAAACGUACAACAGUCACCCACUCCUGGUGAAAGUGAAAGCUCAGACUAUAGACCGAGCCAAAUACAUCAUGAAGCGUUUAACUAAGGAAAAUGUGAAACCCUCUGGAAGACAAAUUGGGAAGCUCAGCCACAGCAACCCUACAAUUUUGUUUGACUAUAUUCUAUCACAAAUACAAAAGUAUGAUAACUUAAUAACUCCAGUUGUUGAUUCACUGAAAUACCUCACUUCACUGAACUACGAUGUCUUGGCGUACUGUAUCAUUGAAGCCCUGGCAAACCCUGAGAAGGAGAGAAUGAAGCAUGAUGACACCACAAUAUCAAGCUGGCUGCAAAGUCUGGCCAGCUUUUGUGGUGCUGUUUUCCGAAAAUACCCAAUAGAACUUGCUGGUCUACUUCAAUAUGUAGCCAACCAACUGAAGGCUGGGAAAAGCUUUGAUUUGCUUAUUUUAAAAGAGGUAGUACAGAAAAUGGCAGGGAUAGAAGUUACAGAAGAGAUGACAAAUGAACAAUUGGAAGCCAUGACUGGUGGAGAACAACUAAAAGCUGAGGGUGGAUACUUUGGCCAAAUCAGGAAUACAAAAAAAUCUUCUCAGAGAUUGAAAGAUGCAUUAUUGGACCAUGAUCUUGCCCUUCCACUGUGCCUGCUCAUGGCUCAACAGAGAAAUGGUGUCAUCUUUCAAGAAGGAGGGGAGAAACAUCUGAAGCUGGUGGGAAAACUGUAUGAUCAGUGCCAUGACACCCUGGUACAGUUUGGUGGGUUUUUAGCAUCCAAUCUAAGCACAGAGGAUUACAUUAAGCGAGUGCCUUCCAUCGAUGUUCUCUGCAAUGAGUUCCACACGCCUCAUGAUGCUGCAUUUUUCCUCUCAAGACCCAUGUAUGCACAUCAUAUUUCAUCGAAGUAUGAUGAACUAAAAAAAGCUGAGAAGGGAAAUAAACAGCAGCACAAAGUUCACAAAUACAUUACAUCAUGUGAGAUGGUGAUGGCUCCUGUGCACGAUGCUGUGAUUUCUCUGCACCUUCCCAAGGUCUGGGAUGACAUCAGUCCCCAGUUUUAUGCUACGUUCUGGUCUUUGACAAUGUAUGACCUUGCUGUCCCACAUAGUAGCUAUGACAGAGAAGUCAACAAGCUUAAAGUCCAGAUGAAAGCCAUAGAUGACAAUCAGGAAAUGCCUCCAAAUAAAAAGAAGAAAGAAAAAGAACGUUGUACAGCUCUUCAGGACAAGCUUCUUGAAGAGGAGAAGAAGCAGUUGGAGCAUGUGCAGAGGGUUCUACAGAGACUGAAACUAGAGAAGGAUAACUGGCUUCUGGCAAAGUCUACCAAAAACGAGACUAUCACAAAAUUCCUGCAGUUAUGUAUAUUUCCUCGAUGCAUUUUUUCGGCAAUCGAUGCAGUUUAUUGUGCUCACUUUGUGGAACUGGUGCACCAGCAGAAAACACCCAACUUCUCCACACUUCUCUGCUAUGACAGAGUUUUCUCUGAUAUUAUAUAUACGGUUGCAAGCUGCACUGAGAAUGAAGCCAGUAGAUACGGCAGGUUUUUGUGCUGCAUGCUGGAGACUGUGACUAGAUGGCACAGUGACAGAGUCAUAUAUGAAAAGGAAUGUGGCAACUAUCCAGGCUUCCUAACUAUAUUACGGGCAACUGGUUUUGAUGGUGGAAAUAAAGCUGAUCAGUUGGAUUAUGAGAAUUUCAGACACGUGGUGCACAAAUGGCACUAUAAAUUAACUAAGGCUUCUGUGCACUGCCUAGAAACAGGUGAAUAUACACAUAUCAGAAAUAUCCUGAUUGUGCUGACCAAAAUCCUUCCGUGGUAUCCAAAAGUGCUGAACCUGGGCCAAGCCUUGGAAAGAAGAGUACAUAAGAUAUGUCAGGAAGAGAAAGAGAAGAGACCCGAUCUAUAUGCAUUGGCUAUGGGCUAUUCUGGGCAGUUGAAAAGUAGGAAGCCUUUCAUGAUACCUGAAAAUGAGUUCCACCACAAAGACCCACCUGCCAGGAAUGCUGUAGCUGCAACAGUACAAAAUGGGCCAGGUGGUGCUGGGAUGCCUACAUCUCUCACAAUAAAUACAGUUAGACUGGAAGAAGGCACUACUGAGGAGACUGAUAAACUAAAGGAGAAGUCUCAGGGUGUGGUGAAAGUUAUUAAUAAAACUGUCAACGCUACACCGAAGGUGACAACAAGCAAUGGAAACAGUGCUUCUAAUAGCAAAAUUAUUAAGGAGAAAGAUGAUAAAGAGAAAAGUGGGAAGGAAAAAGAUAAAGAAAAGAAAGAUAAGACUCCAGCUGCCACUCCAGAGAUGAAGGCACUUGGGAAGGAUGGGAAGGAUAAACCAAAGGAAGAACGGGCAAACAAAGAUGAGAAGGCAAGAGAGAUCAAGGAGAAAACACCAAAAUCUGACAAAGAGAAGGAAAAAGUGAAGAAAGAAGAAAAAGCUUCAAAAGAAGAAAAAUCCAAGACAGUCGUGACCAUCGUUGAGUCCAAGUCAACUGCAGAAAAGGAGAGAGAAAAGGAGCCGUCCAGAGAAAAAGAUAUAGCGAAGGAAAUGAAAUCCAAGGAAAAUGCUAAAGGAGGAGAAAAGAUGCCAGUAGCUGGGUCCUUGAAGUCACCUGUUCCCCGAUCAGAAGCAUCAGAAUUUGAAAGGGAACAAAAACGCCGCAAAGUUGAUAGCCAUUCUUCUCCAUCACAUUCCUCAACAGUAAAGGACAACCUCAACGAACUCAAGGACUCUUCAGCAAAGCACUACAUUAACCACACUACUCCAACACUGUCCAAGAGUAAGGAGAGAGAAGUGGACAAGAAAGAUUUGGACAAGUCAAGGGAAAGAUCCAGAGAGAGAGAGAAGAAAGAUGAAAAGGACAGGAAAGACCGAAAAAGGGAUCAUUCAAACAGUGACCGAGAGGUACCACAGGAUUCAACCAAGCGACGCAAAGAGGAGAACGGGACAACUGGUUCUUCAAAACAUAGUAAAAGUGAAAGUCCUUCUGACUCCCCUCGCUUAAAUGAAAAGGAGAAGGAGAAAAGCAAAUCAAAAUCUUCAGGAAAAGAGAAAGGCGAUUCGAUUAAAGCAGAAAAGAUGGAGAAGAGCUCCUCUGGUAGCAAAAAGGUUUUUGUCCUUAACGCUGGAUCUACUCAUAAAUCUUCAGACAAGCACAGAUAAUGAAGAUUGUUCCAGUCAAGGUGAGAUUGAAUUGGGAAGAUACCCAGCUGUGACCAGAAAUGUAUUUUCCAGAGUAUAGAUUGCACAGAAAUUUGUGAGUGAAGAGGACCCAUCUGCAUCUCCUUAAAUUAUUCAGUUCUCUGCUUUAUUUCCCCAUGCUGAGGAUUAAAUUGUUGAGUUGUACAUUACUGUAUUUUUAACUUGUUGCUUAGUUUCUUACACAUUUAUUUUCAGUACCUGGCUGAAAGUGUUACCUGUUCCAUAUUUUAGCACAAUGUGCUGCAAACAAACAGUUGCCAUAGUGCAAAUGAGGUUUCAUGUGUACAGAGUUCCACUUUAGGUUGUCGAAAAUACUGCCUGAGUUUAGUAAUUCUUUCAAUCUGAAAUGCAUUCUUAUAGAUGUUUGAAAACCACAAAUAAACAGUUAUUGAACCUUUUUGGAUUUACCUCAUUUAAACUCAGUUUUUAUUUAUUACUUGGCCUGUUUUUAAUAUCAGUGACUAAAAAAAAAAAGAAGUUGAGUGGGAGCACUGUUUUCAUGCAAUGCUUAGGGAUUAUUUGUAUAUUGUGUACAACGUUGACUUGUUUAAAGAAACAAAGAAUGAACCCUGUCCCUCCCCUCCCAUUCUAAACCUGUGCUCUGUUGUCCCCUGCCACACUUUCUGUUUGUCAUGUCGUUUUUAGACUGAUUGGAAAUGCUCUCUUCAAAACUGAAAUAAAUUAAACUCCAAUUACAGCUACAGGAGCUUUGUAUUGCUGAACUUUAGUCUGAAAAGUUUCACAAUGACAUUUUUAAAAAAAAAAAAAAAGAAUUUUUUUAUCUGCUGAAUUCUACCAGUGUAACCUUUUUUCUAAAUAAACAAUAGUUUUCUCAAUGGGUCGUAAA